AUCAAAUUCACUUCCGCUGCCUCAGCCGGUGACUAGAAUAUAGAACUUACGCUUCGAACAAAUGUGAAAAUUGGAGCUUGAGUAUGAUCAAGACCAAUGUAUUCCUCUUCACGAAGAUAUUGACAUGGAUGAUGUAAAUUUGGGAUAUUUCUAACGGUUUAGGACUGUGCAUUGUGAUGAUGCAGCCAAAUUUCACUGUUGUGACAAAGGCAGCAAGCAGUGCCAAGAUUCUUGCAGUUUUCUAUGAUGACGCACACUGUUCACUUAUACGCUAGCGAUACCAUCAAUUAACUGUAUUGUUUAUGUUACCGUUUCAGUUUUAAUGAAAAUAACCCAUCGUGGCCUGUGCACUAUGGCAGUCGUGGAAGAGUCGAGUACGUUCUAUGGAUCUAAAUGCUAGAUUAUCAAAUAUUUUCAUAGAUUGGAACCUAAUUUCAAUCACUUUACCUUGUUUGGUAUAAUCAGGAAAGGAUAAGAUCUGGUUAAAAUGGGAAACAAGCAAUCCUGCUGUAUUUACCAUAGCCCUAAAGGUGGGCGAAAGUCAAAGAGAGAAGAGAUUUACCAGCCAACUCAAGAGGAAUCUCACAUGUUGCCUCAGCCACAGAGCACAGCAUCAUUACCUGGUGUGCCACACAUAAGUGAGAGGGAGCCAGAAGAAAUCGAUGCCGACCCAUCCAACAAUCCUAUUGCCAGACCCCUCUUCUCAACACGCUCUGAACAUGAAGUCCAGAAAAAUAAUAAGAUGAGGAGGAGAAGUCAGAUCAUCACAUCAGAAGGCCACCAUCAUGUGGUAGAUGAGUAUGGACAACUGAAGAAAUUCAGCUCGUGUUCCACGAUAUUCAUCGAUGACUCCACAGUGUCUCAACCCAAUCUGAAGAACACAAUCAAAGCAGUAGCACUUGCCAUCUACUUCCACAUACGGAACCGUGAUCGAAUCAUGCCUCCUCACAAUACAGAAUCACAUAUACAGGAUAUAUUUGAUGAGAAAAAACACCCUUUGUCUAAGGAACCUGUCCCAGACGACUACAACAAGAGGGAUCCUGAGCACAAGACUAUAUAUCGCUUUGUUAGGAACCUUUUCAGUGCUGCCCAGCUCACAGCAGAAUGUGCAAUAGUUACCUUAGUGUAUUUGGAAAGACUUUUAACAUACGCUGAGAUAGAGAUUUCUCCAGCAACUUGGCGGAGGAUUGUCCUCGGUGCCAUCCUUCUUGCUUCAAAAGUGUGGGAUGAUCAGGCCGUGUGGAAUGUGGAUUUCUGUCAGAUUCUCAAAGAUGUCGCCGUUGAAGACAUGAAUGAACUAGAGCGGCAGUUUUUAGAGUUGUUACAGUUCAACAUCAACGUACCCUCAAGUGUCUAUGCCAAAUACUACUUUGACCUUCGAUCUCUUGCUGAUGCUCAUGAUUUGGUCUUUCCCCUGGAGCCUCUCAGUAAAGACAGGGCGCUCAAGCUGGAGGCCAUGUGCAGUGUGUGCGAAGACAAGGUGCGUGCCUGGCAGAAGACGGGGAAGAUCCACCGAACUGCUAGUCUAGAUGGCUUAUCUGUAUCAAAUAGAGGCAGCAAGGCUAUCCUCUCUUGAUCACCAAUGUGAUUGCUUAGUCGUAAACAAAUUUCGAUUGGUCAAUCAGGAUGAUUGACAGGUGACAAUCAUCAUUAAUGUCUAAAUGUUUCUGCCCACAGGCUUUGUAUAUGUAACUUAUCACUUGGCAGGUAGUUCAUUUGCAGUGGAAUGCACAUGCAACAUACAAAGAUACUGGUAGUGAAUCGUAGGCAUGAUUAGAUAUGAGCAAGGACCACAAUGAAAUGUACAUGAUAUAUAUUACGUAUUGUAAGUUGCUUCCAGAAAUCUUGAAUUUGAACAAAUUUUAUGGAGGAUAUUGCUCAGUGUUAACAGGUGUUUUUGUUUGAUCAGUGUUUUCGUUGUUGAUAUCACAGGUAGUGGUUGUUCCACUGACAGGUAAUCACUGAGUAUUAAUGUAUGCCAAAAACAUUGGAAUUUGUUGACACAGCCGAUGGAAGAAGUGUUUGGGUGAAUGAGAGAGGUUAGGCAUGCACUCAUGGAAUCAUGUAGAAAGUAUUAGGAUCAUAUAUCUCUAUAUAUUCCCACCCCAUCAGUCAGAAGCUUCUAGUCUUGAUGUGUGAUCAAAAUGGUAAAUCAACAUAGCUCCUAGCUAUACAGGAACCAAGCAAGAGUGUCUCAUCAGCUGAAUGGAGUUAAGGCCUUUACUCUUUUAUUUAUUUGUUUGCAGAUUUACACAUUUUCAUUGGUAAUUUUUUGUGAAUUGUGACAUAAAUUUUAAUGUUUUUAUAAAUUUACAUGGCAAAGAUUCAGACACUGCUUGGAGUGCCAGUGAAGCUACAUAUAGUAUUUGUUGUGGCUACAUGUCAGGCUUUGAUCAAACUUUUACAUGUGAUUGAGCAUGAAAUACCUAUGACAAGCUUACUAAAAAACAAUUGCCCUCCCAAAGUGUAUGUUAUUUCAAGGACAUUUCUCCCCAAAUACUUGUGUAUUUAUUGUGACAUAAAUGAGUACAAAAUUUCAAAAUUAAUUAUAUAUGAAAACCUGAACCUAGUAAUAAGAAAGAACCCUAACUUCACAUUGAAUGCUGUGGUAAAUAGUGUGUCAUCCUUUUGUUUUUUAGUUGAGCCAUCUGGCUGUACAUUGAUAUCAGAUUACUUUAGGCAACACAUUUUUUUUUCAUUUCACAGGCACGCUGCCCCUAGUGAAAAGCUUUCUUAGUCAGUCUAAGAAAUAAAUUAAACAUAAAAAUAUGUAUACCCUCUUUUACAAUACAAAAUGUUAUAUAUAAAUUAUGUGUCUACAUCACUAUCAGUGAUUCAAGAGGCCACCUGCAGUUUUAACUCCAUGGCAG
Haliotis rufescens (red abalone) is the source of this 2870-nucleotide messenger RNA. RefSeq names its product cyclin-Y-like protein 1. Gene Ontology annotation, cellular component: plasma membrane. The transcript is spliced from 8 exons. Gene Ontology annotation, biological process: regulation of cyclin-dependent protein serine/threonine kinase activity; regulation of canonical Wnt signaling pathway. Lineage: Eukaryota; Metazoa; Mollusca; Gastropoda; Lepetellida; Haliotidae. The record is from RefSeq and is a predicted model, not a curated record. Bases 488 to 1576 code for a protein of 362 amino acids. Gene Ontology annotation, molecular function: protein kinase binding; cyclin-dependent protein serine/threonine kinase activator activity.